UCACCCUGAGUGGCCGGAGCCGCUGGCAGAGUGACCAGCGGGGUGUGUCCGCGACCCUCAACUCGCUGCUAGCGGGGCCGGACCCAGACAGGGGGCGUUGAACAGCACAGGAACAGGCCCUUCGGCCCAGAGUGUCUGUGCCGAACGUGAUGCCAAGAAACCAUCUAAUGUACCUCCAUAUGCCCCAUUGCCUCUAUGCCCAUCUGCCGCGGCACCACCCUCUGUGUAAAAAUACAUUUGCACUGCACAUCCCCUUAACCCCCUUCCCUCCACCCUCUCGUCUUAAAACUAUGUCCUCUAGGUUUACAUAUUUCCACCUAUCUACCGUAUCUAUGCCUGCCAUAAUUUGCAAUACUCCAACAUUCCAGAGAAAACCCAAGUUUGUUCAACCUCCCCCUGUAGCUCAAACCCUGUAAUCCGGCAUCAUUCCGACAAACCUCCUCCAAAACUUCCCCGUUCACUCUGUAACGGGCCGACCAGAACUGUACAGAGUGCACCCAGAGACCGCGCCUGUCCACUGGUUUAGGACCAGCCUGCCCAGUGGACAGGCGCUGGAAACAGGAACCCGGCAACGUGGGGUUCCGAGACUAGUCGCACGCUCACCAGUAGCACAACAGCCGCCUGUAAGUUUAGAAAGCAAACUUUAUUAUGCAACUCAGUUCAGUCUGCCUGUAACUAAACAAUUCUCCCUCUGUGUGUGUGUGUGUGUAUGUGCAUCUCUGUGUGUGUAUCUGUGUGUGUGUGUGUAUAUUUGUGUGUAUAUCUGUGUGUGUGUGUGUGUGUGUGUCUGUGUGUGUAUCUGUGUGUGUGUGUAUCUGUGUGUGUGUGUAUAUUUGUGUGUAUAUCUGUGUGUGUGUGUGUGUGUGUGUGUGUGUGUGUGUCUGUGUGUGUAUCUGUGUGUGUGUGUAUCUGUGUGUGUAUGUGUGCGUGUGUAUCUGUGUGUAUGUAUCGGUGUGUGUAUGUGUGUAUCUGUGUGUGUGUAUCUGUGUGUGUGUAUCGGUGUGUGUGUGUAUCUGUGUGUGUGUAUGUGUGCGUGUGUGUAUCGGUGUGUAUGUGUGUAUCUGUGUGUGUGUGUGUAUCUGUGUGUGUGUGUGUAUGUGCAUCUCUGUGUGUGUGUAUGUGUGUGUGUGUGCAUCUCUGUGUGUAUAUCUGUGUGUGUGUGUGUGUGUGUGUAUGUCUGUGUGUGUAUCUGUGUGUGUGUGUAUAUGUGUGUGUGUGUGUGUGUGUGUGUAUAUAUGUGUGUGUCUGUGUGUGUGUGUGUGUGUGUGUAUGUGUGUGUGUGUAUGUGUGCGUGUGUGUAUCUGUGUGUGUAUCGGUGUGUAUGUGUGUAUCUGUGUAUGUAUCUGUGUGUGUCGGUGUGUGUGUGUGUGUGUGUGUAUCUGUGUAUGUGUACGUGUGUGUAUGUGUGUAUCUGUAUGUGUGUAUUUGUAUGUGUGUAUAUAUGUGUGUGUACGUGUAUCUCUGCGUAUCUCUCUGUCCCUCAGCGAGGCUGUUGGUCCACUGCAUACUGGGGAUGAGCCGCUCGGCCGCUCUAGUGCUGGCCUACCUGAUGAUCUAUGGACAACGGUCUCUGCUCCACGCCAUUCACAGGGUCAUUCUCUACAGACCCAUCUCACCCAACCGCGGCUUCCUGCAACAGUUACGCAACCUGGACAUGGAGUUAAGCGCAAAGAAGCCGCAGCGUUUGCGGGAAGAGUUACAUGAUCCUGUGACGAUCGUGGGGUCGCUGUCCGGGGCUGCCGCGACCAAGGAGGCGACUGACUGCCCGCAGUGACGACCUCGUCUGCAUUUAACACCUGCGGAUUCACGGUGCCUCCUCUAGAAUAUCAGCAGUCACCCCCCCCCCCCCCCCCCCCCCCC
This is a messenger RNA of Leucoraja erinaceus (little skate), 1860 nucleotides long. Its product is annotated as keratin-associated protein 5-1-like. NCBI's taxonomy places the organism in Eukaryota, Metazoa, Chordata, Chondrichthyes, Rajiformes, Rajidae. The transcript has a single exon. Gene Ontology annotation, biological process: dephosphorylation. Gene Ontology annotation, molecular function: protein tyrosine/serine/threonine phosphatase activity. The coding region runs from base 710 to 1774 and encodes 354 amino acids. The record is from RefSeq and is a predicted model, not a curated record.